Molecule: messenger RNA, 981 nt
Organism: Nerophis lumbriciformis (worm pipefish)
Lineage: Eukaryota; Metazoa; Chordata; Actinopteri; Syngnathiformes; Syngnathidae
Source: RefSeq, a predicted model, not a curated record
AUGCAUUGCAACUUUAGCGCGGGUCUGCUGGAGCGCACCCUCCCGGGUCUGCUGUCGGUGGAGUUUGUGCUAGGGACACUGGGCAACGGGCUGGCCCUGUGGAUCUUCUGCUUCCACCUGCGGCCCUGGAAGAGCAGCACGGUGCUGCUCUUCAACCUGGCGGUGGCAGACUUCCUCCUCUUGACCAUCCUGCCCUUCCGCGCCAGCUACUACGCCUCUGGCAUCCGCUGGCGCUUCGGCCGGACGCUGUGCGACGCCUCGCAGUUUAUGCUGGCGCUGAAUCGCACGGGCAGCGCGCUCUUCCUCAUGGCCAUCGCCCUGGACCGCUACGUGCGGGUGCUGCACCCGCACAGCCGUCUCAAUUCGCUCAGCCCCUCCAAGGCGGCGUGUGGGGCGGCCGCCCUUUGGCUGGUGACGGUGUGCCUGACGGCCAACGCCCUGAGCCUGCGCAACUUUCGCGGCGGCUACUGCGAGAGCUUCCUGGUGGAGACCUCGGCCCGGGGCAACCGCCUCUGGCACAAGUUCAACUUUCUCUUCUCCUGCUGGGUGCCGCUGCUGGUCAUCCUCUUUUGCACGGUGCGCAUUGCCAUCCGGCUCCGGGCCCGCCAGCUGGGCCAACGCGGCAAGGUCAAGAAGGCCCUUUGCUUCCUGGUGGUGGUGGUGGCGCUCUUCGCCGUCUGCUUCCUUCCCAGUAAUGUGACGCAACUGCUCAUCUGGAUUGAGACCCGCCGGGCCUCCGAGCGCCAUUCCGGGGAGAUGAUGUGCGCCGCCAUGGACAACCUGACCGUCACCUUCUACGUGACCGUCAGCCUGACCUAUCUCAAUAGCGCCCUGGACCCGCUGGUCUACUACUUCUCCAGUCCCACCUUCAAGAGUAUCUGUAGAAGAUCCCUGCACCUGCCCCAGGGCGAGACCACCGAGAGCACCGAAAAGAGGAGCGGGACCCGCGAGACGGCCUCGCAUUCCUGCAGCCAGAUUUAG